AUUCUAUAAAAUGGACUUGACACUGGAGAAAUAAAAGUCUAGCAAGCCAUUUCAUUGUUGCACGACGCCGCAUUUCUCACUUCUUCAAUAGACAUUUCACGUGCUCGUCACCUUGUCUUGAAUUCCAACACAGAUCGCUGCACGAUAUGGCCGUGACUAUGGCGGAAAACAAAAUGCUCAACUAUGCACUGCGAGCGCUGCAGCUCAUCUUCGCCAUCAUUGUUAUGGGAACAGGCGGCUACGCUAUUCACGUGUAUCGUGGCUACAGUUCCAUCAUCCAUACCCCCGACGGCGACUUCUACGGCUACGCCGGCGUCCCUAACGCAUGGGGCUUCUUAAUAUUCUGUGCAGCGUGGACAGUUCUGGUCGUCAUCUUACUCAUUGCUGGAAACGCCUUUGCGGAUCGCGCAUUGAUUGGCUAUAUUCGCAUCGCCGUUGAGGUGGUGGCUGUCCUUUCAUGGUUUGCCGGUUGGAUCGCCGUAGCUGUUAAUAUUGGGACCGAAGCAUGUUCAGAAGGAUAUAGUUCCUGUGGAGCACUCAAGGCUGCAGCUGUCUUCGGGGCGGUCGAAUGGCUGCUCUUUAUGGUUACUGCGACCCUGGCUUUCUCGCUCUUCUUGAAUAGUAAGCGCCAGUUAAGGACGUCUACCACCUGACCUACUGUAGGUGUUCGAUCAGCGGUGUAGGCAUCUCUUGAUCAUGUUGGAGUGGAUUUCCCUUGUGGAACAGAGUGUAAAGCAUUAUGCACAGAUGGCCUCUUUGGGAAGUUCUGACGAAGUCGGUGAAAAGUACCGACGAUGUAAUCCCGAAUCUUGAGGGUCGCAUAUCACCCUGUUUCAAGCUCAUCCACAACCCAGCGUCUCUUCAACCAUCCCCGAUAGUUUUUGCAUAAACCCAUGGAGAGGAACUGGCCUUGGGGGCAUGUUUCUGGAGACGAGCUGCUCGACUGGUGGUAUGCUUUCCACUCAGAGUAUUAUGGC
Molecule: messenger RNA, 977 nt
Organism: Cucurbitaria berberidis CBS 394.84
Lineage: Eukaryota; Fungi; Ascomycota; Dothideomycetes; Pleosporales; Cucurbitariaceae
Exons: 2
Coding region: 147-653 (168 amino acids)
Cellular component (GO): membrane
Source: RefSeq, a predicted model, not a curated record